Molecule: messenger RNA, 3269 nt
Organism: Chara braunii
Lineage: Eukaryota; Viridiplantae; Streptophyta; Charophyceae; Charales; Characeae
Source: the annotation of a GenBank genome assembly
UCUAUGAUCAUUGCAGGCGUCGUCGUGUCCGUUUCUUUGCCCAGAUGCGGUUGGUCAUACUAGGCCUUUUGAUGACAAUAGCGGCCACAGUUAUGUGCGGCUGUUGUCUCCUCCUCGUAUUCACAGGGGGCGAGGGAUCAAUUCAUAGAACCGGGCAGUGGGGAAUUAUUACCUCGAGGUUUAGCUGGCACGAGAGCGAUCGCCUUCUUCAGGAGUCGACGAGUGCCACUCCAGCAGCGCCGCAGCAAGAGCGGCAGAUAGACCAUUCGCAACUCGUAAACGGUUCCAUCACGCGCGUGACGUGGCAUACCCCGUGGGCGAAUGGGACUGCGGGGAAAGAUUGCCGGACCGAAAUUACGAGCCUGGUGGUCGGUUCGGGGAAACUGUAUUACGUCCUGCACCGGUACUGCCAAGUGGAUGGUGCUCUGGAGGAUCGGGCGUUGUCGAUUAGGAGACUGAACUUAUCGCGGGUGCAGGACGGCGACGGUUCGAGCCCGCAGGAGGACGACGACUCCUUGAUAAGUCACAUGUGGCCGUACGGGCAGCCGAACGGGACAAUAAUCCGCGAACCAGCGGAUUUCGGAGGGGCUCACGUGACAGGAAUGAGUCUGUCGAAAGAUGGGAUGCAUCUCCUCUUGAGCGUAAGCAAAGGAGAUCCAAAAGUACUAUGGGACAGUGGGACCAGAUAUCGGGAUGACAACGGCUCCGUGUUCACUUCUUUGUCGCUCGCCGACGGCUCUCGAUUGUCAUCUCCCCCUUUGAGCAAAUUGUCCCAGGCGUGGGCGUUAGAGCCUAACAAGGGUUUUCUUUACUAUUUGCAAUCUGAUUCCGCAUUACUGAACGUCACGGUUAAUGAUGUCGGACCUCCAAACGGCUAUCCGAAGCGGAUAUCCCCUCAGAAAAUCGGAUUGCCGAGUGAUCCUAUCGAUCCUAACGAGGAGUUCCAAUCUGGAAGCCUUCUAUCGGACGGCAGUUGCCUGUACUCCGUGACUUCUACUGACUGGUUGUUCGCGUGGACGGUACAACGUGGGCAUUUCCACCACUAUACGAUAUCACCACCUGCCCAUUUGCUCCAUCGGAGAGCGGUAGACGUCGUCGCAACGAGUCAAGGAUGUCAUCAGUACGUGUUCACAGCCGCAAACGAUACAGUUGCGGUCUUCGUACUGUCCAGACCGAUGGGAUGGGCAUGCGGCGUGAUUGGAUUCAGGUCGGCCCUCCCACGUUAUUUCGGCGUAGCGGAUGUUACGGCAUUGGCACUUGGUGACAACGGCGACGGCUUAAGCCUCUACGUUGGAACCAGCGAUGGCAGCGUGUAUCUCGUUCCGCUCAACAGUUCGGAACUGAGCCGUUGUGAAGAGGAACGGUACUGGCCGCGAGCACUGGCAGGCGAAAAUUCACGUAGAUUUCAUCUUCGUUUAUAUCGACUAGAGUAUUUGCCGGUUAAUCUGUUUUCGUCAGUACUGGCAGGCAUGAUCUAUUUCGUAAUAGUUAUUGUACCCUCCUCCUGGGGCUCGGGAUUCGAUCCAUGGACUUACUUUAUUGUAGUUGUUCCUUCGAUAUUUCUAGCAGUAGCAAUAGCAACUUGGGCAUUUGUGUGGGUUUGCGUGGCCAGAAAGCGUCGACGUCGAGCUCUGGAACAGGUCAAUCACAACUCUGCCGUUGCUGGCCGGMCGAGGACUUCAGSUCCGCGGGACUGCACUGCUGUGGAUUUCUGGGGACUGAGGCCGUCACGCGYCCAGCAGUUCGGGAUAAAAACUCUAUCGGAUUGCACGGACAAUUUUAGCUCGAYUCAUCAAAUCGGGAACAGAGGGUCAUUUGGGAAAGUCUACAAGGGUUCGCUCGAUGGGAAGGAUGUGGCGAUCAAGKUGAUGGCCGGCGAGCUAACGGACACCAAACGGAACCAGUUCGUGGCGGAGGUGAACACUCUCAGUGCAGUUAAUCACGUCAAUCUCAUCCAGCUCACAGGUUACUGCCAGGAGGGCAAUCAAUGCAUCUUGGUGUACCCCUACUUCCCAGGGGGCUGCUUGCACGAGCGGUUAUAUCCUAACACUGAUAAGCAGCUGAGCAUUGAGUUGGAUUCUCCUCCCCCACUCGCGCUCCAGGAGCGCAUGAGAAUUGCCUUCCAGAUUGCCAGGGGGCUCCAGUAUCUACACGAUGAUGCCAAGCCUCCCAUCAUCCAUCGUGACAUCAAGAGCAGCAACGUCCUGCUUGGCGAUGGCUGUGGGGACACACUCCAUGUAGUCAUCACUGACUUCGGAUUGGCGGCCAUCGGGGAGAGGGUGUUGGACACAGGACACGACCAUGUUGUGAUCACAUCUCACAUUGGUGGCACGUUUGGGUACAUGUCGCCCGAGUACAUGCUGAGAGGCGAGCUGUCCGAGAAGAAUGAUGUGUACUCCUUUGGGGUUCUUGUACUGGAGCUGCUGACGGGAAGGAAGGUGGCCGCACGGGCGCCUUCUGGGGUGGGAUGGCAGACACUGGUGGAGUGGGUGAAGCCUUUCCUUCGAGAUCAAGGUGAAAAAGCGCAAGACCCAUGUCUGGACAUGCCAUGUGCUAUUCUUGACCGCUGUUUGUGGGAUCAGAUAGACUCUACGAAGCAGAUGGUGAUGAACAGCUUCAGACUGGCUUGGGAAUGUGUCCAUGAGGACUACGGGUCAAGGCCGGCAAUGCGAGCUGUUGUGCAGCGCAUCCACAGCAUGCUUCUUGAUGUUGGUUGGGACUUCUUGAUCCGAACAAUGGACAUGGAGCACCUUCUGACGACACCAGAGAUAGAGGAUAACAUCUGCAAGGUCUAUGAUGCUGAGUCACAAGGGGGUCAUGAAGUGCAGCUAGCGUGAGGGAUGGAUGAGAACUGUAAAAGGAUGCCACAUUUGUAGAUGUGAGGAGAGUCGAACGGAGGCCCUUGUGAGUAAUGCGCUUUGUCUAAGUAUAUACUAUGAAUUCCUUUUUGUCUUAGCGAGUCAUAGCAUGUAGCAUUACAUUAUCGGGUAGAAUUCAAGCUCGUGACCUGCCUAUUCAGUGUUACAUGGAGUCUGCCGUACGCACAGCCAGCAGGCUGCAAGGUGCUCAAAUCUUUCACAUGCUGACAAGUGCAAGUCAUUGUGUGGGUCUAGAGCUGAAACUGCAAAUACUUACCUGCUUGUUUUGGGGACUGGAUGUGGAACCUUUAUUAGAUUCAGCCAAAGUUAUGUUAGAAUAAGACCUGUUAUGCACUGCACCUCUUGCUAUUGGCUGUACGGGACAUGUAAAAGCGAUAUGGCAUUGUAAGC